This is a messenger RNA of Prorocentrum cordatum, 684 nucleotides long. Lineage: Eukaryota; Dinophyceae; Prorocentrales; Prorocentraceae. The record is from the annotation of a GenBank genome assembly.
CGUGCUGCUGCAGGCUAUCGGGUUCCUGUACGUGCUGGACCCGAACGUGCUCCUGACGGUGAUCGGGCUGCUGGACCUGAGCGUGCCGCUGAGGGCUGUCGUGUUCAUGUUCUGGCCAGAGGCGCCUUUCCAGAACAUGAUCUUGAUGCAGGUGCUACUCGAGACGAUCGUGGAGAGCUGGAGAGAUAUAGCCGCGGCGGGGCCGGUGGCGCCCACGCUCGUGGAGACGGCGCGCGCGCUCGUGGAGACGAUCGUCUUGCCGACGGCGAUCGUGAUUGUGCUGCUGAAGGCUAUCGCGUUCCUGCUGAAGGCUAUCGCGAUGCCGACGGCGAUCGUGGUUCUGCUGCGGAAGUCGCCCGGGUUCCUGCAGUGGUUCAGCCUGGACCCGAAUGCAAUGCCGAAGCCUUUCGUGCUGUGCCCGAUCAUGCUGUGCCCGAUCAUGCUGCUGCUGAUCCCCUUCCUGAGGCUUGGUUUCGCCUCUGCGCUCGGCGGGAUGGUGCCCGCCCAGGCCACUCCGUUUGACUUCGCCUACGUUGACCGUUCUAAGUUUGCGCUUCGCGUGCGUCGCAGAUUUUUCGAGGCGGCCCGUCGGUGCGACUACAGCAACGCCCCGGCCACGGCGUACGUUUUCGACAUAGUCAUCUCGGAGGUCACCGAGGAGACGCGCGAGUGUACUUUAGAGAG